This is a messenger RNA of Bipolaris victoriae FI3, 1629 nucleotides long. RefSeq lists its product as hypothetical. Bases 1 to 1629 code for a protein of 542 amino acids. The record is from RefSeq and is a predicted model, not a curated record. Lineage: Eukaryota; Fungi; Ascomycota; Dothideomycetes; Pleosporales; Pleosporaceae. Gene Ontology annotation, biological process: epoxide metabolic process. The transcript has 7 exons. Gene Ontology annotation, molecular function: epoxide hydrolase activity.
AUGGGGUCUGUAGCACAUGGCGAUGAGGCUAUAACUACGUAUAGUAUGCAUGUAUCGUCCAAAUACCUCGAGCUCACAAGGAAGAAACUCGAAUUGACGCGUUUGCCACGGGAACUGGAAUUACCCGAAGAGCGAAUGUGGGAGCAUGGUACACCGAAGCGUGUUCUUGAACCUUUGUUGGAUUUUUGGCUAGAAGCCUACGAUUGGCGCGCCGCCGAAUCCCGCUUCAAUUCCCUUCUUCCCCAAUUCCGUACAACGAUCCGUACCACAUCAGCGGCAGGAACGCAAUCUCUCCGCGUGCACUUUGUACACAAGCGAUCGACGAGACCGGGCGCUAUCCCGCUGCUACUAGCACACACAUGGCCCUCGUCGUUUAUAGAGGUCCAACGCAUCAUCAAUGCGCUGACGGAACCGCAGUACGUACCUGAUAUGGGUGGUGCGAUACCCCAGGCAUUUCACGUUGUAGCGCCGAGUAUACCUGGUUUCGGGUUCAGUGAUGCAAGCAUGCAGGAGGGUUUUGGGUUGGAGGGCACAGCAGAAGUGUUUUCGGAAUUGAUGGGGAAACUAGGGUAUAGCGAGUUUGUUGCGCAUGGGACAGGGUGGGGAUUUAGUAUUUGUCGUGUGCUAGCGAUACGGUACCCGAAAGCUUGUCUCGCCGUGCAUACAGUCAAUCCGGCGUUCAAGGCGCCGACGUAUAGACGGAGUCCGCUGCAGUAUGUCAAGUGGCGGAUUGCGGAGUUGACGCAAGCAAAGGUACCGUUGUUGAGUUUUGGAUAUGUUGGUAGCGAUGUCGAACCACGAUCUGGACAGCGGAGGGAGGACUUGGGGACCGAAAAUGAGAUUGAUAGUAGUCGACCGUUGGGGCCGGCACUACAUCGUCUCUACUCGCUUCGACCGCAGACACUGGCGUUUUCACUAUGUGACUCGCCCGUUGGUCUGCUUGCAGCACUCUUGGAUGUCAUCCAUACACGAGAUGUUGCUCCGCGGCCAUUUUCGGGCAGGCCGAGGAGCCCGUUUCUUUCGCCGGUUGAGCUGGAGAUGCAGCAGAGUGAUGAGGAGCAGGUUGAGGUUGGUCAAGUACCAUCGGGGCUCAUGCCACAGUCUCCAGACUAUACUGCAAGAGAAGAGGAGAGCGACGGCAAGAGAUAUACAUGGAGUCCGACAGAGGUGUUAAAUUUUACAAUGUUGCAGUGGCUGCCGGGGCCUGAAGCGGCUCUUCGCUGGCUGCGCAGUGCAUACAUGGACACAAUGGCUCCAUGGUAUUCCAAUCAUAUACUGACACCACUCGGAGUAUCGACAUUUCUUCCGCACAAUAGCAAUUCCUCUGCGCCUCUGAUGUGGGGGACUAGUUUCUGGGACAUGUCGUGGGUCAAGCGACACAGCGGACGAUCCGCGAUGCUACCAGGAUUCGAGACGCCCGACACGCUAGUAAUUGAUUUGCGGGAGUGUUUCAGCAGCAUGGUGGAGAAAGGACGGAUCGUAUUCAAAGUACCAGAAGGGUAUGUUUGCUAUAGCUGGGAAAAGACUAAGGUGGAGGCUGUGAGGGGCUGCAAAAGGCAUAGCGGUACCAUGGCGUAUGUAAGCGGUGGCACUGCGGCACAAGAGGCUGGCAUAUCCUGGAGCCGAUGA